AUGCCGGCAGCGGUUUUCCUGCUAUUUCUUGCUUGCGUGGCGUUUGCCCAUGCUGGGCGUGAGGGAUUUCUGGAUUGCUCAGGUGGUGACAACUCGGAGCACGCCUUGCGGCGUGCCUACAGGCUGAUAGUGAAAGGAAGCCAUCCGGACAAAGGCGGCAGCAAUGAGCAAACGGCUGAGCUCACAUCCCUGCGUGACUCGUUGCUCCGAGAGCCCUUGAAAUUUCAGGUGUUCAGAGCCAUGUUUGAAGUGGGCAGCCUGCAGCCUUUCAAUGCAAAUGCUCGUGCCCAGGUUCAGCUUCAAGAUGACUGGCCCUACUUGCAGGUGGAUGUUGAGUUCGACCAUGAGGGCUUGUUGAUGGAUGGCGGGAGCUGGACUUUUGCUUUCGGUUUGAAGAACGGAAGCACGGUUCACUACCGUGGUGAC
Durusdinium trenchii is the source of this 426-nucleotide messenger RNA. The record is from the annotation of a GenBank genome assembly. Lineage: Eukaryota; Dinophyceae; Suessiales; Symbiodiniaceae.